Messenger RNA from Phascolarctos cinereus (koala), 1460 nucleotides. It is a transcript of the gene CUNH19orf85, whose product is annotated as chromosome unknown C19orf85 homolog. Lineage: Eukaryota; Metazoa; Chordata; Mammalia; Diprotodontia; Phascolarctidae. The record is from RefSeq and is a predicted model, not a curated record.
AGAGAGUGUGUGCGUUGGGGGGGGCAGGAAGUCUGUUUCCCCACAAACUCACUUCCUCUUUCUUACCCAACAUAGUUCCUGCAGGCAGGGAGAUGCACCCUGGCACCCCAGCCACCUCAGGGCUCCCUGAACCUGCACCCCAGGAGCUGUGCGCCUUCGUGAGUGGGGUGGCUGCCCAAAUCUUGAGGACCCUGCAGCCCCGGAAGGCUCGGCCCUCCCGGAGAAAACCCAACCACCGGAGAUUCCUCUACAACCAGCUGUGCAGGAGUUUUGCCGAUAUUGAGGAAGCCACCCAACACUUGGCCCUGACCGUCCUGUCCCAAGGGGGCCCAGGCCCCCAGCCCAAGCCCCGGCUCCAGCGGCCUCCCUCCCCCUUCCUCGGGGUGGCCCAGGCCCUGGCUGCUCCAGAGAGUGCUGGGCCAGGGCUGGCCCUGAGUCCCAGGGCUCUCCAGAACCCGACCCAUGAGCUCUUUGAGAUCAUCCCUUUGAGUCCCAGGCUGCAAACCCCUGGCCCUUCCCUUCUUCCUCCAGUUACUGAAGACCCCUCCGUGCCCGCCCAGGUGCCCCCUGCCUCCUCCCUGUCUGUCCAGGCUCCCCACCUCCCCCCACUGACCUUCGGCCCCACGGACCUGUCCAGCAAUACUAUAGAGACCCAGUACCAGGAGCCGGGUCAGUGUCUUCCCUACGGAGCCAUGGCCCUGGCCCCCUUGUCCCCCCGUGCCCUGGGGGUCUUGGAGGGGACCCUGGCUGCAGGGACGUGCUGGGCUGCUGAGACAGAGCCGUCCCGGCUCUGCGGGGGCCCGAGGCUGGGGACUCUCUGCCCGCUGGACGCCCCUCCUGGCUCCCUCUGUCCCUGAGCGUCCAGUUCAGUCCAUCAAGGACCGGCCCGUCUCCUCCUCCAGCUAGCGCUCCCGGACCGGCUUCCUUCGUCCCGGUCAGUUUCUCCUUCAUCCUUUCUCAUCUCGGUCUCUAUUCUUCACUGAGUCCUCUCUGGGGGUCCUCUCGGUCCCCUCCCCCUCCCCCGCAAGUCCAGCACGCCCCUAGCCCGGAGCCCAGGACUCAUCAGGUGCUUAAUAAAUGCUAGCAUCGAAUCUGAGUUGUUUCUUUCCUCCAAGCGCCCACCCACCCCCUCCCCGCGCGCACGCGCAGAUACGCUCCAGGCGCUAAGGAAGGGAUGGGGGAAGGUGAUGAUUCCACUAGGAGACUAGUGACGUCACCACACCUCGAGCCUCCUCAUUGGUCCAUAGGGGCUUCCGACGCCCCAGCCCUGGCCUCUGCCUUCUACGUAAGCACUCGCGACCUUGGCUUUCACGCCCAGCCUGCACGCCAGGCUCCAAGAAACCCCUCCCUCCAAAAGAUCUUUCUGCCUAUGUCUAGAGAUGGCAACCGCCCGACUGGCCCUGGGCCGCGUGCUCCCCGGCUCUUCCAUGCUCUUCCUAUGCGACAUGCAGGAGAAAUUC